Messenger RNA from Jaculus jaculus (lesser Egyptian jerboa), 1706 nucleotides. RefSeq names its product sperm tail PG-rich repeat containing 2 (gene Stpg2). The record is from RefSeq and is a predicted model, not a curated record. Bases 153 to 1706 code for a protein of 517 amino acids. The transcript is spliced from 12 exons. Lineage: Eukaryota; Metazoa; Chordata; Mammalia; Rodentia; Dipodidae.
GCUCAGAGGGCGGUCUGCGCUCCGCUGUUCUCCACUGAUGCGCGGGUGGGCGGGGAGCGCCCUCGCCAACCCCUGGCCGGGCGUCAGGUCGGAGUGCGGGCCUUGGGCUUCGCUCCUUUAGAGUCGUCCGUCCUCUACCCGCCCGGUUCGCUAUGUAUGACCGCGCCCCCCGAUUGCUCAGCUUGGCUGCCCUUGGCAGCACCGAGGAGCAUGUAGGUCCUGGAUCCUACCAGGUGUCUUUCCCUAAGCGGCAGGCAACAGGUGGCUGUGCUCCAUUUCUUUCUUCAGCUGCCAGACAAAGUGCUUUUACUGGUUUCUCCCACCCUGAUGAAGUUGUUCCAGGCCCAGCAGACUAUGAUGUUUCAGAAGCACAGCAUUAUAUAAAAGGAUGCCGUAGUCUGCAAAACCGAGAAAAACGUUUUAAAGAGAUUAUUUCCGAUAAUCCAGGACCUGCAAGUUAUCACCUGUCUUAUCCUAGAACAUUAGCUAUCAUGAAAAGACAAAUACUAGAAAAAAGUUCAAGAACAUCUGCAGUUUCUAAAAGUGUCUAUGUUCCUUCAAUUCCUUCCUGUGGAAAGUCAUAUGGUUACCAUAUUAAUGAGGAUGACAGUAUUAUAAAAUGUUCUCCACCUGAUAUUGAUAGCACAAUAGGUCCAGCAUACUAUAAACCUCAAUUUGAAGUUCCCAUUGCAACUUUGAAAUACAGAGGUGUACAUUUUGGCAACACUUCAGGAAGACGAGAGUUGCCCCCAAAAUUGGGGCCUGGUCCUGGACAGUAUGAUAUCACCCAGAAAAAGAAAUUAUACUGUGAAAAUAUAAACAUCAAGAAAGAUCAACAGAAGAAUUGUUACAGCUCAUUUAUCCCACGGUUUUACGAAAUAAUAGCACUGCAGGAGGAAAAAAAGGGAGUACCAGGGCCUGGAAAAUAUGACAUUCAAAGUCAAUUUCAGAAGACUGGAAGCACAACAAUGAAUGUAAAUGAUGGAUCUCCUGCUUUUCUUUCUCAGUGCGAGAGAUUUGUACCUGCAAAAUCAAUCACUCCAGCUCCUGGCACAUAUAAUGAAACUCGGACUGCUUUCAAGUACUGGAAGAAAACUUCAGGACUGAAAAAUGCCUCUUUUGGUCAAAGUACUCCUCGGUUCAUGCAGGACUCCAGGGCAGAGGAAAUGCCAGGUCCUGGUUCUUAUAAUAUCUUAAAUGAUACUAUAAGUACUAGAAAUUUAUGUUUGAAGAAGAAAAAGAGUAUUCCAUUUGGUUCUUCUGUCCCUCGAGAUUUGUUCAUAAUUCAGGAGGAUUUUAGUACUCCCUCACCUUGUGACUAUCAGGUUGAUAAAACUCCUGAUAAACUGCCUAACUUGACUAACAAAAAUGCUGCUUUCUUGUCAAGAACAGAAAGAAUGAGUAAAAAACGAGAUAUGGUUAUUCCAGCACCAGGCAGCUAUGAUGUUCAUAAAUCCUAUGAGAUGUCUCAAGUUAAACAUAACUACAUGCCACCCCGGAGUUUUGUGGCUGCAUGGAAACAUAGCUCCUUUCUUAGUGCAACUCCUCGAUAUGUGGGAAAAAUAACUGAUUCUCCAGGGCCUGGAACAUACAAUCCUGUUUUAAGGAAGUCUUGCCCCAUACACUCAUUUGUUAAAUCAACAAAGCGUUUUGAAGAUCCCAAAGAGGACUUUUCUCCUGGACCAACAACAUAUGAGGUUUGUUGA